AAACAUAGAGCAGCCAGCUAAAGAUGUACGCGCGCGUUGACAUAAUGCUGUCGUUUGCAUAUGAGCAACAAAUUAGUCCCGCGCUUACUCAUAGUGCUGCAUUUUCAGCAGUGAGUGUCUCGCUAGUGAAAUGGCAACGGACAAAAAUAACAAGAAGAAAUAAAACAAACGGCGAAAAGUGUGCAUUUCGAGUUCAGAAUUGCAAGCGAAUUGCAAACGACACCCCAUGAGCCAUUUGUUGAUGAGAGAGAAAAAAAACUGCUACUGCUUUUUUCUCCUCGGUUUCUUCUUUAUUCGAUUCAUCUGCCAUAUUUAAAGUGAGUGUGUGUGUUUGUGCCUGUGUGUACGUGCAUGUGUAUUGAAAAAGAGGCGCACAAACUAACCACAGAGUGAGUGUGAGCCUCACUCAGCCGACGUCACACAUAAAACGAAAAUACAAACAAACAUCGCACCACACAAAGUAGUCAAAACAACACACGAACAAUUAACCAUUUAAAUUAGGUUUUUGCGCCAAUUUUCUCUUAUCGCAUUGGUCAAUUUUCGACUGCCGCACACCAUAGACACACCAAUUAUUGCCACCGAUUUACAAUGACGCCAAAAAUUUCACUUUGAUGCCACUCGGCUCUCGGCCAUAAACUCGGAGAUGAGAUUUUUGCACUCAUCAGUCGCAUUUGGAGUGUUAAACGAAGUGGUGCACAGCAGACAUUGUACAAAAAUUCAUAGCAGUGAAAUAAAUUUGCCAUCAACCAGCAGAUGAAAAAGAUUGCAUUUUGUAUGGUGACUUGCACAAAGUAUCACCAUAUCGUCAGCUACCAUUGUACAUUUUAACGUCUCCAAACGGAACAAAUUGACUUUCUGGGAAAUUUCAUCAGAAUAAAAACGGAAAUAAACCAACCAAAAAAAAAACCACGUAAAGACCAUAAAAUCAGAAGCGGAACAACGGAGAGAAGAAUUGCGAGUGCAACGUGGACGCGAAUCGAUUUCGUCGACGAACCGUGCAGCCAAAUCGAACAAAGAUCAGAACAUCCCGUGUGACAACCAGACGACGAAGAAGAAACAAUCAGUUAUCAUGACAUUCCCAUCGGGUGGCUCUGUGUUUGACGAGGAAUUGCAAUGUGUAAAACACUAUUUCGAAAAGUGGUCGCAUUGCGAACGAGCCAUUGCCGUUUGUUCAAUGCUCAAGCAAUUCCAGUAUCCGACAUUGCGAUUCAUCCAUUCGAAAAUCGAAGCGACAUAUGCCCAAAGCAUCGACUGUGACAAAAACAAACGAAUGGAACAACAGUCAAACGACAAAUCGUACAUAUACGAACUCUGUGAUUCAUACAAAUCGUUGACAAACAUAAAUAGUGAUGUGCAAUUAAACAAUAACAACAAGGAUUCAAUUUAUUACGAAUCGGAUAGAUUAAUUAUCGGUGACAACAAUUCAACCAAUUCAAUAAAUAGUAAUACGAUCAAUAAUAACAAUAACAAUAAUAACUAUAGUAAUAACAAUGCGAACAGCACUAGCAUAAAGGUAAAUUUAGUAGCCGAUAAAUUCAGUACAAAGGAGGAAAUUCUGAAGGAGAUCCUCAACUGUAUUCUCAUGCUGAAAAUUGGCAACGACGAUGUGAUCCAAGAGUAUUUAGCAUUAAUACCAUUCAUGGUAAACGACACCGAACGUCGCAUUAUCAAUGUCCAAGUUGUGAUGCAAACACUGUCGAUUCUGGUCGCCCAUCCAGCUCUAUCAUCCGACGAUUUACGGACGGUAAAAGAGCACAUUGAGCGGUUGAAAAAGAUAAUUCAGGAACAAAAUGGUCAACUUCAGAACGCCGAUUGGCAAGCUGUCGUUCGGCCAAUGUAUUCAUCCUAUUAUAAAAACCCAGCCAACAAUAUAUUCUCAUCAUUGUCGUCAGUCGGAUCGUCACAAAUUCACAACGAGAACAUUUAUGACACUCAAAGUGAUUACAUCGAAACAGACAGUGGCAGUGCCGGCCGUAGCAGUGGUGGCGGCAGUGAUUUCAUUCCAUACCUUAAUCUCUCAAACAAACCGUAUCCAAGUGAUGAUAUAUUCUUAAUUAAUGCAUCCGACGAUCAGAACAAUUCCUUCUCGAAAAAUGGUACUGAAAUCCCUGACUAUCCAGAAUAUCAUGAAUUCAAUUCCGAUCAGCCGAUGCAUCAAAAAGUGCAAAAUGCCUGCCAAUUUGCCACAAAUUUGACCCAUAAGCUGAAUCCACUGAUUGACAGCAUGUUGAAAACUCGUCGUUCAAACAGUCUAACCACCGGAGGUCUGAAGCACAACGAUGCAUUCUUGGGUCUAUCUGGAUUUACAUCGUCAACGGAAAAUCUGUUGCAUUUACACAAACCACGCAGUUGCUCGUUGUCCAUCGAAAAUCCACGUUUGCUGAUGACAGCCAGCGGUUCAGAGACUCGACUGGACGAUUUAAAGCCUACAUAUCAAGCGUUCCAAACACAAAAUAUCGGCAUGAAAUACGUUUAUCCAUGGUUGAAACGGUUACGAUUGCACAAGUACUAUACACAUUUUGAAAAUUUCACCUACGAACAAAUGAUGGAUGUCACCGAUGAAUUUUUGAACCAAUUGGGUGUAACACAAGGGGCACGAACCAAGCUCGUCAACUCCAUUCAGAAACUAAAAGAGCGUUUCACCCGAUUGACACAAACUGAACAAGAAUUGAAAAGUGGCAAAACUACGCCGGACACAGCAAUCAAAUUGCUACACGAAAUCGUUGAAACUCCCAUGAAACCCAUUGAGAUUUAUGAUACAACCGACGUGACGGUACAGUUUUUGAAUCUGCUAACUGUUGUGUGCAAGAUUAUGGUCAGCAAACAAAUCGGACCACAAGACGAGGAAUCGAUUAAACAAUUGAUUCAAAUCUUCGAUAUUGCUCAGUUGGAAAAUGUGGAACCAUUCCUACAGCAUGCUAACCAACUCAAGGACCUUCGAUACGAUAUCGAUGUAAUUAGAAUGAAAUUCCCACCCAAGAGCCAAUAUCAUAAAAGUGGCAGCGGUUCGGCCAACGGAAGUUUGAGCAAACCAAGAUGGUCGUCAGCUACAAAAUUGCAUAACAAAAAUGGAAGCGAAACCAAACCACAUCGAAAAAAUUCAAAUCCAAUGUCGAAUUUCAACUUUGUUUCCAUGCAACAGGUGCAAAAGCAGCCGAAAUCUGCACAGCAUCUUGGUUCAAAGUCGAAGCCAACACAGCAACGAUCGUCUCGACAAUCCGAAUUUAAUAACAAUUACCAUCCGACGCCUACGAGCAGUUAUAGCAAAUCGUCGUCUUAUCCGAACUUUGGUAGCAAUGGCAGCAGCGCAGCCAGUUCCAAUGGGGGUGGUCAGCAGUAUGCCAAUGUUGGCAAUCAAAACGCAACGCCACAGUUACAUCAUUCGUACCAUCGGCAUUCGGUGAGCAAUUUGAUAACGAUCACACCGGCCAAGACAACAGUAACGAUAACACCAACAGCUCCGAUCACUCAGCAUCAAAAGACAUCCAGUUGCAUUGGUUUACAUUUGUCGUCUCAAUCUACACCGCACUCCAGCCUGAGCAAUAGCUCAAGCAACAGUACUACAACACCAAUCACGUCAUCUUCCCUUGUACCGACAAUGCACUAUUGUCCGCAUCAAUGUUCCGCAGAAUUGACUCCGGUGAGUACGAUUGGUCGGUCAAGUUCGACUGGCGGCGGUAGCUAUCCGAAACAAGCGGCUAGCAAACAUUUACUCGGUGAUAUUAGUCCGUACAGAGAUUUAGAAUUUCUUAGUUUGCAAAUGACCGAACAAGCAAUCAAUUGAAUUGCCGCCACACCACUGUUACGUUCUAGUUAAGGGGAUAGAAAAACGAGAGAAUUCAAUUCGAUUCAAUUUUCAAUUAAAUGAUUUCGUAUCGCAAACAGAAUGUUGAAUGUUUUGUGCAUACGCAAAGAAUACACGAAUGGAUCACACAUCAGCCAGAUGAUCACAUUCUUUCGUAUGCUUAGAAAUUGUAUAUAGACAUGCAUCAUGCGAACAAUUUAACCAAAAAAAAAAAAACAAAACAAACUGUUAAUGAAGAACAAUAACGAUUUUCAAAAUGCGCAUUCAACCUGAGCACCGUUUGAAUCAUUUCACCAAACACUUAAUCCAUAGAAGGAGAACCACUGGUUCUUCUCAAGUUAAAAUUGCUAAGCACUAUUUAUGCAUGUGACAUAUUUUAUUUAAAAGAAAAGAAAAAAAGUUGUUUGAACACAUUUGGACGCGUCAACCUUCGAGUGAUUAGAGAAGAAAAAAAAAAACAUUUGAACAAAAUUCAUCGAUUUACGAACUAAGACCUUAAUACAACUACAACAAACAAAUUGUUUAUAUUUCAGCUAUUUUUUACCUUACAACUAUUAACUAUUAUGUGUUUUUGUUAAUUCAUUGAUAAGUUACAGUGUAGACAUACUCAUUCUUCUGUUUUGUUUAUCUCCAGAAAUAGGAUUUUAUUGUUUAAAAAGCAGAACAUUUCGAGCGGCAACAGCCAAAUGCUCAGUUUGAUUGUUUAUAAUAUUUGUCGGUUUUGAUUCAAGUGACAUUGAUGUUGUAUUAAAAUUCCUAGCAUUGUGUUCAUCGUAUAAAAUACCAAAAAAAAACAUGAAAAAACAAGGAAGAAAUGGUAAGAUGUUGAACAUUUUAACAUGACAAAAAAAAAUUGUAUAAAACGAAACAGUUGUGCGUUGCACUUGACGACAUACAUAUGCAUUCAAUGCAAAUUUGUAUGAUUUUUUGAAGAAAAAAAAGAAAAUAAAUGGCAUAACAAA
This is a messenger RNA of Sitodiplosis mosellana (orange wheat blossom midge), 4767 nucleotides long. It is a transcript of the gene smg, whose product is annotated as protein Smaug. The transcript has 10 exons. NCBI's taxonomy places the organism in Eukaryota, Metazoa, Arthropoda, Insecta, Diptera, Cecidomyiidae. Gene Ontology annotation, cellular component: P-body. Gene Ontology annotation, molecular function: translation repressor activity; protein binding; mRNA binding. Bases 1070 to 3784 code for a protein of 904 amino acids. The record is from RefSeq and is a predicted model, not a curated record. Gene Ontology annotation, biological process: negative regulation of translation; nuclear-transcribed mRNA poly(A) tail shortening; regulation of DNA-templated transcription.